UCAGAAGUGAAAAGACAGACGAGUGGUCCUCGACUGCCGGGUUCUGUGUAGCGUGUGUAAUAUUAUUUGAUAAUACAUACAUGUUGUUAGGUGAAUUGUCAAGAAAAUAUGGGAGCGUAUCUAUCAGAGCCAGUGACGGAGAAACUGAGUAGUGAUGAAGAUGGAGACUGGCUGAAAUAUGGCGCCAGUUCGAUGCAAGGAUGGCGGGUGUCGCAGGAGGAUGCUCACAACUCAAUCUUGGAUUAUGAUAAAAAAACUCACCUCUUUGCUGUGUAUGAUGGCCAUGGAGGGCAUGAAGUGGCUGCCUAUACAGCACUAAAGUUACCAGACUUUUUAAAGGAAACAGAGGCCUACAAGAAUGGCCUAAUAUCUCAAGCACUUACAGAUACUUUCCUCGGGUUUGAUGCCACCCUCGUGAAACCUGAGGUGGUCAGCAUACUCAAGCAAAUUGCUGGUACAAAAGAUGAGGAUGAGGAGGAAGAAGAAGAUAACUCUGAGUCUGAGAGUGAAGAAAUGGACAACUUGUAUCGAGAGGCAACAAUGCCCCUUGAUGAAGUCAUUGCCAAAUAUGCCGAAAACCCACAAAUUAGUAGAUGUAAAAAAGAAAAGGGAGUCUCUCCAUUUCUGAAGGCUAAGAGCAGUAAGAGUAAUAAAUCAUCAGACUCAGAGAGCCCAGUGAAAUUUGCUCUUGAAGAGGAAGAUGCAGAAAAGUCGCCAGUUGUACCACAAUCUUCAUCAUCGGGUGUUACAGAAGAAUCAAACACAGAGAACGUUAAAGUAAAUAGUGAAGGUAACCAAAAUGGUACCAAAGUAGAGACAGAUGUUGAGGUGAAUGGAGACGAAACAAAACAUAUGGUAAAUGGUGAAGGGGGUGAAGAAAUUGAAGAUUCAAAGAAAAUUGAGAAAACCGAUACAGACGAAGGUAAAUUGGAGGAGUGCAAAGUUGAGAAUGGUGACACAAUUGUGAAUGGUGGUGAAGGGCAAGAGACUGGAAAAGGAAAGGGCAAAGGUGGUAAGGGCGGGAAAGGAAAGGCUGUGUUAAAAAAUUCUGAAGUGCAGGCAAUGAAGGCAGCAAAAGCAAAAGAAAAGAGAAGGGAAGCAGCAAUUAAAGCAGCUGAAAUUUAUAGAAAGAUUCAGGAAGGAGGAGCUGAGGAAGACUUAAGUGAUGAAGAGGAGGAUGAUGAAGAUGACAAUUUUGAGGAUGAGGGAGGUGAAGAAGAAGAGGGUGAAGAAGAUGCUGAUGGUGAAGAAAGUGAAGAUGAAGAUGAUGAUGAGGAGGAGGAGGAUGUUGAAACUGAAGAUGACGAAGACCCUUACACUGAAUUUGCCAUGAAUAUGAAAGAGGAGCCCGGUUUUGACAGUGGUUGUACAGCAUGUGUGGCACUCAUUCAAGAAAAAAUGUUGUACGUAGCCAAUGUUGGUGAUUCCCGUUGUGUUGUGUCAAGAAAUGGGAAAGCUGUCGAGAUGAGCCUUGACCACAAGCCAGAAGAUGAUCCAGAGGCUGCCAGAAUUAUUAAAGCUGGAGGCAGAGUAACUGCUGAUGGACGUGUAAAUGGAGGACUUAAUCUCUCAAGAGCAAUUGGUGACCAUGGCUACAAACAAAAUAAAAAUUUGAGCCCUGAGGAACAGAUGAUCAGCCCCUUACCUGAUGUACGUUCCAUGGCUCUGGAACCUGAAGAUAAUUUUAUGAUUGUUGCAUGUGAUGGAAUCUGGAACUCCCUCUCCUCUCAGGAAGCUUGUGAUUUUGUCUCAGAAAGACUUAACGAUGGCACGAAGAUUACAAAGAUUUGUGAAGAACUAUUUGAUCAUUGCCUUGCGCCGGACACCCAUGGGGAUGGUACGGGCUGCGACAACAUGACUUGUAUCAUCAUAAGUUUCAAAGAUAAAGAAGUGCAAUCUUGUGGUAAUAAGAGAACCUCAAAACAGGCAGAUAAUGAUGAUUCCACACAGGAUGCAAAGAAAGUCAAAAGUGAUGGUGAAUAAUGACCAUUUUGGCAUAGGAGAUUUUUUAUUUUCUAUUUUAUUUUGAGGGGUGGGAACUUAGGGGGUGGGAGGGUAUGUAUUCAUGACAUUUACCUGAGUGAUCUUGUAAGACAAACCUCUUCAGACCAGGAAUCUGCUGGUGUCUUAUAAUCCUUAAAUGGCCUGAGAAGUAAAUGUCAUUUUGAACUCGAGUGUUUCACUGCUUUUGAAUGAUGUGAAAUGUGGCUUAAAAACCUACUCUUAAAUUAUCAGUUUUAGGGUGUUUCAAAGUGAAACCUUAGGGUGAAGAAGGUUGAGAAGGACCCAAGGUAUUUCUGUUAGUGCUGAAACAUGCUUAGAGCUUGCUAAUUAGUGAAACUUAAAACGACAAAAAAGGGAUUACCAAAACUUAAUGUGUACUGUAAUUAUAUUCUUUCAUUCAUGUUUAGAAUGUGAGGUGAAGGAACAAAUAUUUUGUACCCAUUUGAUUUUCAUGGAAUGUUGAAAGGUGCUAUGGAAGUUGUUGUAUUGGUCAGGCAAAUAAUUUUUUUUCCCUUUUCCUCUUAAAAAAUAGUUAUUGAAUUUGAUACAAAGAAAACAUUUAAAAAUAAAAAAUGUUGUGGAUUGUGAUUUCUACACAACAGUAAUAACAGAUCAUCAUAUCAUGUACUAUUAUGUACAAAUUAUGAUGCAGCUUUCAUUUUCACAUUAAUGAAAUCUGUUGACAUUAUUUAUGGAAUACAUGUUCAUAAAGCUGAGUUUGUUUUGCUAUUUGUAGAUUUAAAUCCAAGGUAGUACUUUUAAAGAAUGCUCCAUUACUUCUUGUAUUUGAUACCUAUGUUGAAACUUCAGUACUAGCUUGAAUUGCCUCGUGGUUAUAAGUUAUUGUAGUGUUACAGUGAGGAUGUCUUCAGCACAAGUGUGUUUGUCUCACAGCAUCUCUGUGUUAACAGUGAGAGAUGAAUCAGUGCACCUGCAGUCUUUAUAACUGUGCCACUGGUUUGGCAAGAUAUGUAGUCCUAUACAGACAUUGAGUACAAGUGCAUAAGGAUAACACUAUAAGCUCGUUAAACUUGUCACAGGUUUUGCCUAGUGCAAAACUUGUGUAUUUAUGGUGAGAACAAUAUAGUUUCAUUCUAGCUAUAAUUUAACAACUGUAAACUUGACUAUGCAUUUAAUGUGUACCAAGUGUGAAAGUAAUUAAUUCAUGCCCUUUUGUUAAAACAACACUGCCCAGUGAAAUGGUUAGAAAGUGAGUGCAUAUGUGAGAUUUCCUGGAACCACAUCUGCAUCUGCUCCAUCACAGGAACAAGUUAAUGUGUGUGAUGAGUAGGUAUAGUGUUCUCACUCUGUUACAAAAUGUUGUUGAAAACCUUAACAAAAUUUCAUUGUGUAAGAUGGCUGUGGUUUAUUGGUUUUAAUUUUGCAUAUAAUAAUAACCUAUUUGUUUUAUCACUACUAUGCUAUUGAGAGUUCACAAGUUUAGUUUAUUUGUUUUUAAAAUCAAACUUGCCAUCGUAUCAUGAAUACAAUAAUAAUUUUCAUCCUAAGGUUCCACAUUGAGGGUGUACCAAAAGGAUAGAUUGCUGCUACAAUACGUGCUGCUGUUGGCUAUAGUUAGUUCACACACAAGUACAAAUUACCUAAGCAUUACACAUUGGAAAUCUGUUUUAUGUUGAAAUUACAGUUUUCCAAAAGGUUUGUGCAUGGACCAGGUAUCAUGCAUAUUUUUUUUCUACCAAGAAUAAACAAACUGGGGAAAUGAUUUUAAAAUAAAACUGUUCCUAAGUUUGUGAUGCUCGUAUUUCAUUUCAUUGUAAGAACUGAGUAUCACAAAGUUCUUGCUUUUCCAGUUGAAUAUACAAUGCGUAAGAAAAGAAAUAUAGGAGGUAGAACAUUGCCUAUUUGUAAUAAAUUCUUUCAUUCACA
Molecule: messenger RNA, 3891 nt
Organism: Homarus americanus (American lobster)
Lineage: Eukaryota; Metazoa; Arthropoda; Malacostraca; Decapoda; Nephropidae
Product: probable protein phosphatase CG10417
Exons: 8
Coding region: 109-1983 (624 amino acids)
Biological process (GO): protein dephosphorylation
Molecular function (GO): protein serine/threonine phosphatase activity; cation binding
Source: RefSeq, a predicted model, not a curated record